UAUAGUGCGACGCACACGCCCCGCUUACUUUUCUCUUUACUGAAGUCGAGCUCACGCGCACGCUAAUGGCGAUGCCUUGGGCGACCGUGGUUUCUUCUCCUCCUGCUCCGGUUCCUCUCUGCCGUGCCUCUCCUUCGGUCUCUUGCAUGAGAAACAGAAACCCUCUGUCAAAGCAGUACGCUUCUCUGUCGUGGUCUUCGUCAAUCGCACUCGUCCCAAUCGCCUCUCAGCAGCUCUGCAGAGGGCCCAAACAAAAGGUUGGUGUUGUUCAGGCUGCAUGGACUCGCAGAUCAAAAAGUGAAGCUGCAAAGAGACCCAAUAGAAAAUCAUGGAAGCAAAGAACAGACAUGUACAUGCGACCUUUCUUGCUAAAUGUUUUUUUCUCCAAGAGAUACAUUCAUGCGAAAGUGAUGCAUAGAGGAACGAGCAAAGUUGUCUCUGUAGCAAGCAGUAAUUCUAAGGAUCUCAGGAAUACUUUGCCAUCUCUUGUUGAUGAUGAUGCUUGUAGGACCAUUGGACAACUGAUUGCUGAAAGAUCAAAGGACGCAGAUGUUUUUGCACUGGCUUAUGAACCCAAGAAAAACGAGAGGAUUGAAGGCAAACUUGCAAUUGUGCUGGAUACCAUAAAAGACAAUGGAAUCAUUUUUGUGUAGACUACCUUUGAGUACUUUAAUGGUGUAGCAACAUAUAUAUAUUUGUUCUUUGUUAACUUUGUCUGAUGUACCAAAACAACUUGCAUCUCUGAACAGAUUAUUUCCCACUUCGGCUUGUGUCAAAUUAUAGAAGAAAGCUGCAUGACAUGUUUGGAUAUCAACAGGAACCCAUGUUUGCAUUCGUCUAUUCCUAGAAUCGAUUCAAAUGUUGCUAGUCAGCUACAAGAUGGCAUGUCCAGUCUAUGUGGUAUGGCUGAUUGCGUCUUUUGAUGUGUUAGAAUUCAACAUUAAUUUGUGAAGCAAAUUGUAUUUACUUAUUUUGUAGAGAUGAAACUUGUUGAAUUAACUAAUGGAAGAUGCAUUGUCUCUUGUUUGUUA
Molecule: messenger RNA, 1031 nt
Organism: Zingiber officinale
Lineage: Eukaryota; Viridiplantae; Streptophyta; Magnoliopsida; Zingiberales; Zingiberaceae
Product: 50S ribosomal protein L18-like
Exons: 2
Coding region: 66-653 (195 amino acids)
Biological process (GO): translation
Cellular component (GO): ribosome
Molecular function (GO): 5S rRNA binding; structural constituent of ribosome
Source: RefSeq, a predicted model, not a curated record